Microthlaspi erraticum is the source of this 1182-nucleotide messenger RNA. The record is from the annotation of a GenBank genome assembly. Lineage: Eukaryota; Viridiplantae; Streptophyta; Magnoliopsida; Brassicales; Brassicaceae.
AUGUGUGUUAAGGCAAAAGAAGGAGAAAUUAGAAGGCAUCUUGUGCUUCUCAAACCUGUCUCCUUGGAGGAUGAGAAAGAUUCUGAGCACACAGCUUCAAGUGUAAUCCGUCGGAUUCUUAGCCUCCUCAAGAACGUACGCCCCGGAUCCGAUCUAACCAAUUUUCAGCUACCACCUCAGCUGAACCAACCAAAAUCGCGACUCCAAUGUUACGCCGAGUUGAUUUACAGCUUCAGCGGUGAUGAUAUGCUAGGGGAAUGCAGCCGCCGCGAUUCUCCCAUUGAACGGCUUAAAUCGGUGGUGACAUGGAACAUCUCCCAUUUCCGUCCGGUACUUAUUGGCCAGUCUGCGUACAAUCCCAUUCUUGGUGAGACUCACCACGUCUCAAACGGUCACAUCAACGUCCUCAUCGAACAAGUAUCACAUCAUCCCGCAGUGUCCGCACUUCAUGCUACUCACGCUAAGGAAAAUAUUGACGUGACGUGGGUUCAACAUUCCAGUCCUAAAUUUCGUGGUGCUUACGUGGAGAUUGAGACGAAGGGCAAAAGAGUAAUGAAGCUUCAAAGUCGAAAAGAGACUUACGAUAUGAACCAACCGAGACUAAUUGUAAGAUUGUUACCGACGCUGGGAGCUCAAUAUACCGGAAAGCUCAAAAUCAAGUGUCCGGAGACCAAUCUCGAAGCUGAAUUAGACUUGAACUCUGAUUCGUUCAGGGAAAGAUUCAGAGGCAACAACAGCAGAUCCAUUAAAGGAAAGAUUUAUGAAUCUUCCUCAAGGGAUAAGCUCUACGACAUCUUUGGCCAUUGGGACAGAACUGUAACGGCGAAAAAUCUGAAGACCGGUGAGGACGAGGAUAUUUACAAUGCCAAAGAGAAUAUCUCAGGACUUAAGCCACCAGUUGUCAAGAAUCUGCAAGAAGUAAUGGAGAGCGAGUCGGCGUUGGUGUGGGGUGAAGUAAGUGAAGGGAUACUGAAGAAAGACUGGGAAAGAGCUGGAAAAGCUAAGAGGCUUGUGGAGGAGAAACAGAGAGAGUCUCUGAAACAAAGAGAGGCUUCUGGUGAGUCUUGGAUUCCCAAACAUUUCUCAGUGGUCAAAGACGGUAAAGACUGGGACUGCUCACCGCUAAAGCCCACGGUUCCUCCGGCUCCACUCGUCAUCACAGAGGCACAAGGAGAAUCAUAA